AUAAAUGACUGUGGAUGUGACACGAAGAUUAAAACAUACGAAGACACAGUAAAAUCAAUUCUUAACCUUUGCAUAACUAUUAACUUAAAUUAUGUAUUUAUUUAACACGACGCAACUUUUGGCUAUUGAUACCUGCGAGUCUGUACUCGGGGUUUAAAUUCAACACAUACAUUGCAUGACCGCUUUUCGUAAGGUGAUUGCAACGUGCUCAGCCUGACCAGCCAUGGCUUCUGAUGAACCCAAAGCAAAGAAACCCAAACUUUCCGAGGAUGAAAAGACAGAGUCUCCGAGCAAAAAGGCUGCUGCCGAACUAAGCUCCAACUUGCUCUUUGGGAUGGGAAACCCCUUACUCGACAUCUGUGCUGUUGUUGAUAAAGACUUCUUGGACAAGUACUCUCUGAAGCCCAAUGAUCAGAUCCUGGCUGAGGACAAGCACAAAGCACUGUUCGUACCUCCUGUGUUGCAACAUUUACUGUAGAGUACCUGUGAUAUUAGCGCCACCACACAUGUGAACUUCUGUUGGGGUUUUUUGCAGCGAGGGGAAAAAUGCGUCCGAAAUCAUCCCGAGUUUGCGCCUCUCUGUUCUGGAGAGGGCCAGCCAAAACAGGCACACACAAGAAAGCUGCUACCAUUGACCUCUGUUCCUGCGCAGACGGCCAAUGGUAGCGCAGCGAGCUGAGCAGAGUGAGACGGUCUCGUCCAAUGACAGAGCGGGACACUUCACCUCCCCAGUCCCGCCGAGACCAGAGCCACAAAGCAAACAUUUAACAGCAGGAGAUAAGAGAGCAGAAUGUGAGAGUUUGUUCACACUGAUCUGGACCGGAUCGCCCUCUUUUUGCUCCUUAUGAAUUUGAAAUUUUGUUGAUAAUCAUUUCAGAUUUAAAUCUUUUGGGGGAUAAAUGAUUUAAAUUGAAUCCUCUCUUUCUUCUAUGGAUUUGUAGAGCAGAAGGUAUUGCUCUUUGCAGGUAGACACCUGCUUGUUCACCCUGUCAGACUUUCUCAUAAUUAUCUCUGAGAGCAACAUCAUAUUGACUAUAUAUAUUUAUUUAUUUUUUACAACAGACAACUAAAUGUUUUUCCCCCUGUGCUUCAUCGCUCCCCUUCUCUGACCCCUCACUUCCUCUCAGGACCUUUACCAACAGUGGGGUUGUUGCUGUUCCUAAUAAUAUAUCUGCGAACACACACUUGACAGCUCGAAGGCGACUGUUCUUCUGCAGGUCCGGCAAACUAAAAUCUAUGAGUCAAUUAAACAGGCUUUAGUCCAAAGGGGAAAACAAGGUCGCACGGCUGCGAUGCAUUACGCAACAGACAAAAAUGACAUGGAUUGUAUAAUCAGCGGUCAGUCAUGCGUGUGUUGUGUAUUUAUUUUGAGAAAAGUGUGACGCUGCUUUCUGCAGAGAUGCCAUGUUACAAUGUUCCUGGCCUUCCAGUCUCAGCUGUUGUCAGAAAAAUCUACAAAGGGACACAGACGAGUCAUUAGUAUGUUAUAAAAAGAUCUGAAAUGCUUCAAUCAGAGACAUCGUCACUGGUUUUAGUUUUGCUGUGGCAUAAAGCUGACAUCAGACACCAGCCGAUUUCUCUUUACUAGUCUUCAACUUGGGUAAGACAAGAAAACAUUCCAAUAAGGCAUUAAUGUGAUCUUAAAUCAGAAAAUUGCUUCUCACCUAAAGUUGCUCAAAUCUACAGUAAUGACCAUAAUGUACUGUUGGCAAAAGGGGCUGGACGGAUCCAUGUUUGUUUGUCAGAUAAGGGAGGUACAAUAAAAGUUUCUAAAGG
Molecule: messenger RNA, 1776 nt
Organism: Poecilia latipinna (sailfin molly)
Lineage: Eukaryota; Metazoa; Chordata; Actinopteri; Cyprinodontiformes; Poeciliidae
Product: adenosine kinase-like
Exons: 3
Coding region: 224-478 (84 amino acids)
Biological process (GO): purine nucleobase metabolic process; purine ribonucleoside salvage
Cellular component (GO): cytosol; nucleus
Molecular function (GO): adenosine kinase activity
Source: RefSeq, a predicted model, not a curated record